This is a messenger RNA of Eucalyptus grandis, 957 nucleotides long. Its product is annotated as GDSL esterase/lipase At5g55050. Bases 1 to 957 code for a protein of 318 amino acids. The transcript has 5 exons. NCBI's taxonomy places the organism in Eukaryota, Viridiplantae, Streptophyta, Magnoliopsida, Myrtales, Myrtaceae. Gene Ontology annotation, molecular function: hydrolase activity, acting on ester bonds. The record is from RefSeq and is a predicted model, not a curated record.
AUGGCCGAACCGUCUUCCCCGUUGCUGUCUUCACUGCCUUUUCGCAACACUAGGAACUUGCACCUUUUGUGUGCCGUCGGCAUGAUGCUCGCCUCGGCUUUAGCGGACGACGUGCCUCCUGUCUUUAUAUUCGGGGAUUCAACGUUCGACGUGGGGACUAACAAUCAUAUACAUUCCGGGGCGACAGCCAACUUCCGCUAUUACGGGAUCGAUUUUCCUUACUCCCUGCCAACGGGGAGAUUCAGUAACGGAUACAACAGUGCCGACUUAAUAGUGAGGCAGCUGGGCUACGAGGAAAGUCCACCACCUUUUCUGGCUCUUGUCCUAGAUAAUUCAACCUUCCAAAGCAAUAUACUUCGAGGUGUUAACUUUGCCUCAGGCGGCGCUGGAAUUCUUGAUGGAACUGGAAAUCGAACGUGGGGUGAAGUGAUACCGAUGGCGCAACAAGUGCAACAAUUUGCGACGGUUCAGGGCAAUAUCACAUGGCUACUGGGUCAAAAUGAAAGUGCCAAGUUCUUCAACAGCUCGCUCUUCUUCAUCAGUGUCGGAAGCAACGACAUCUUCGAUCACUACCUUUACGACAAUGCCACGGUGUCCCAGCCAGAGCUGAUGGCCGCUCUCCAGUCUAACUACACAGCCCACCUGACGCUCCAAGGCAUGAUAUACUCGCUUGGAGAUGCAUAUAACAUGACCUCUACCCUUAUGGACGUUCCUCCUGUCCUUGGCAUCGAGAACAUAGAAGAAGCAUGCUGCGGAAGUGGGCUUCUGAAUGCAGCGGGCCCAUGCAACAUCACGCAAGACCCCAAAUUGUGCCCGAACCGCUACAAAUACUUGUUCUGGGACUGGUUCCACCCGACCCAGUACGUAGCCCAGAAAGCCGCCAUCGCUCUCUUCACCGGGGACCUGAGGUUCGUAUCGCCAAUGAACUUCAGCCAGUUGGCCCAGGCCAGCGCGUGA